AUGCAUCUUGACGAGCCGGUCAUAGCGUCCCUUGGGAUAGGCCAGCGGGCGGCGCAUCUGAUCCUCCCACAGGGCCUGGUAAGAGUCAAUGGGCUCUUCCUCCCCGCCAUCAGCCCCAUUGACACCCUCUCGCCGACGAAAGAACUUCCCACCUUCGAAUCGUCCCAGCUUGCUCAGACGCUCUUGGCUCUCCAUCAACUUGGCGUGGCUUAUGAAGCCCUGCCCGCUUCCGCCGCCAAACUGCAGAACCAGCACCUCCUUGAGUGCUUCGCCGUCGUUUUGGGGGCCAUAAAUACUGAUGUCGCCUAUCGUGGGGUAGCGGAAUUGGUCAAAGUUGUGGCGAUGCACGGGGGAGUAGAAUUCUUGCUGGCGAGCGAGGACAAAGAGGUAGUUGUUCUUGGGGUCAUUUGCAUCCCCGAGAAAGAGAUACUUGAACCACAGUCCGCUUCCUCUGUGUUUGAGGUUGAGCCCUUCGAACUGAAGCUGGCUGGUGUCGGCGAUUUCCAUGGUGAAUUUGGCUGUUGGUCUUUUUCGAAAUAG
Penicillium alfredii is the source of this 540-nucleotide messenger RNA. RefSeq lists its product as uncharacterized. The coding region runs from base 1 to 540 and encodes 179 amino acids. The transcript has 2 exons. Lineage: Eukaryota; Fungi; Ascomycota; Eurotiomycetes; Eurotiales; Aspergillaceae. The record is from RefSeq and is a predicted model, not a curated record.